AUCGGUCGCAGCGUCGCGUUAAAAAAUCAGGGGCCAAAAGCGAAACCCAAAGCUUUAACCGUUCCGCCGCCAGAGCUCUGGGAUCAGAAGCACUUUGGAGUGCGUUCCGCGCGGUAACUUGAUCGGCGUUAUUUUUUUUAGCUUUUUAUUCAAACGAGUCCAGAGUAAAGCGGUACGUCGGUUAAUUUGAUACUCUGAAAAAGAAAAAGGGAAAAUCAUGGCCAAACUCUGGAGAGCACUUACGCGCCGCAAGACGGAGGACGUGAACGAAGGGGAGUCCCAGCUGGCCCGAGUGCUCAAUCUUUUUGAUCUGACAGCCUUGGGUGUGGGCAGUACCUUAGGACUGGGUGUCUAUGUCCUAGCCGGCCAAGUAGCGUAUAACAUCGCUGGUCCUGCUGUGACCAUAUCCUUUCUGAUCGCAGCCAUCGCGUCGGCUUUUGCGGGUAUCUGCUACGCUGAGUUUGCAGCACGCGUUCCCAAGGCAGGGAGUGCCUAUGUUUACAGUUAUGUUACCAUUGGCGAAUUCGUAGCUUUCACCAUUGGAUGGAACCUUAUACUUGAAUACGUUAUUGGCACUGCUUCAGUGGCUCGCGGUCUUAGUGGUUAUUUUGACUCGUUAAUUAAUAAUGAUAUGUCAAAAGCGUUAAACGAGUCGAUGCACAUAAACGUAGAUUUUCUGGGAGACUAUCCGGACUUCCUGUCGUUUGGGAUGGUAUUGCUGCUUGCCGCUAUUUUGGCAUUUGGCGCCAAGGAGUCUAGUUUUUUGAACAAUAUUUUUACCACCGUCAACUUAGUGACGAUCUGCAUUGUGCUGGUGGCCGGGGCAAUGAAUGCUAAAGUAGACAACUGGCGCAUUCCGGAAAAGGAUGUGCCCGAGGGUUUCGGUACCGGUGGCUUUAUGCCGUUCGGUAUCGCUGGAGUUAUGGCAGGCGCAGCCAAAUGCUUUUAUGGUUUUGUUGGCUUUGACUGUAUUGCCACUACCGGCGAAGAAGCUAUCAACCCCAAGCGUAACAUUCCGUUGUCCAUUGUAGUUUCACUGAUUAUUAUAUUCCUGUCCUACUUCGGUGUUUCAACGGUUCUAACUAUGAUGUUGCCGUAUUACCUGCAGGAUAAAGAUGCACCUUUCCCUCACGCCUUUGAUUCCGUUGAGUGGUAUACGAUCAAAUGGAUUGUGACUAUCGGUGCUGUCUUUGCUCUUUGCACUAGUUUACUGGGAGCUAUGUUUCCCCUGCCGCGCAUCCUAUACGCAAUGGGAAAUGACGGCAUCCUUUUCAAGAAGCUGUCGACCGUGAACAGCUAUACGAAGACGCCUCUUUUGGCCACCGUCGUGUCCGGCAUAUUUGCAUCUAUUAUGGCCUUGCUGUUCAACCUAGACCAACUGGUCGACAUGAUGUCCAUUGGCACAUUGCUUGCUUAUACCAUAGUAGCGAUUUGUGUUCUCGUGCUGCGUUAUCAGGACGAGGAGAUGACUAAAGUAGUGUCCGUAAAAGCUCCAAACGUGUUUCGACAAUUCUUUAAUGGAAACUCUUACCGUGAGCCCAAUUCGAUGACCUCAGCUAUCACAAAGAUUGGCAUCGUGGUUUUUGCCGUCUUUUGCCUAGUAUGGUGCUCAUUUCAAAAGGUAUUUGAGCUGGGCUCUACCGGAGGAAUCGUAUCUUUGAGUUUAGUAGGAGUGGUGUUAAUUCUAAUAUGCAUCGUGAUUGGAAUGCAGCCGGUUUCGACCAUCGAGCUUACUUUCAAAGUACCCCUGGUGCCUUUCGUACCCUGCUUGAGCGUGUUUGCGAACUUGUACCUAAUGUUCCAGCUGGACUUGAACACAUGGAUUCGCUUUCUUAUCUGGAUUGUUAUUGGUUAUGUAAUCUACUUCUGCUAUGGGAUGCGCAAUUCUACCCAAAUUUCCCGGGCCCGCAAUCACGCAGAACUGGCCGCCAACGCAAUGCAAAACCAGGGUCAACAUGAGAAUCCCGCUUUUGAACCGGACGUCAAGGUGGAAACUGGUAGACUACCGCCACCGUAUGAAUUUUCAGAAAAGCUGUAGGCGUAACCCUAAUGUAUUAUCGCCCCCCUUCCCUCUUAGGUCACACUGUUUUUCUUAAAAUUUAUUCGCUCUUAAACCUUCGGUUUCUUAAACCUUAGCUAGCACGCUUAUGUGAGAGAGAUAAAUAGAUUGCGCAUAGAAAUUAAACAAAUUUACACAUGAUUUUUAAAAUUUACAAAUUAAGUCGUGAAAAUUUGUUAUUUCUAUGUGCGUAGAGAGAGUUCAUAACAUACUCUAUUUUACCAUUUCACUGAUUUCUUGUCAUUCUUUUAAAGUCCCCACGAACUAGCUUUGCAGUGUUGUCCGUACAUUGUGAUAUUUGUAAAGUAAUAUUACUAUUUCUUGAUAAAAUAUUAAUGUUAAAGUAAUAUUGGUCGUAUAUUUGUCACAAUUAAUAUAAUUUUCGGGGUGUCGAAAAAAUAUGAGAAACAGGACAUUGUUACCUCUCCGCCAUCCCGCCAUUCAAAAAUGAUUUUAGUUGCUGAAAAUAUAGAAAAAAUGUAUUAUUUAAGAAUAAGUAAAAAAGA
Molecule: messenger RNA, 2565 nt
Organism: Drosophila bipectinata
Lineage: Eukaryota; Metazoa; Arthropoda; Insecta; Diptera; Drosophilidae
Gene: slif
Product: cationic amino acid transporter slimfast
Biological process (GO): L-arginine import across plasma membrane; L-ornithine transmembrane transport
Cellular component (GO): plasma membrane
Molecular function (GO): L-lysine transmembrane transporter activity; L-ornithine transmembrane transporter activity; L-arginine transmembrane transporter activity
Source: RefSeq, a predicted model, not a curated record